AUGGAGAUAUUAAUGCCCCCACCUCAGAUUUAUGUAGAAAGAACCCUGGCUCUUAUCAAACCAGAUAUUGUGGACAAAGAAGAGGAGAUAGAAGAUAUCAUCCUCAGUUCUGGAUUCACCAUUGUUCAGAGAAGAAAGCUUCGUUUUAGCCCUGAACAGUGUAGCAACUUUUAUGUGGAACAAUAUGGGAAAAUGUUUUUCCCCAACCUAACAGCAUACAUGAGUUCUGGUCCACUUGUUGCCAUGAUAUUAGCAAGACAUAAUGCAAUUCCUUACUGGCUGGAUCUUAUGGGGCCAUCUAAUAGCUUAAAAGCUAAGGAAACGCACCCAGACAGUCUAAGAGCAAUCUAUGGGACAGAUGAGCUAAGGAAUGCACUUCAUGGAAGUAAAAAUUUUACUGCAGCAGAAAGAGAAAUUCGAUUCAUGUUUCCUGAAGUGGUUAUUGAGCCCGUCCCAACUGGAGAAGCUGCUAGAGAUUACCUGGAGUUGUAUGUAAAUCCCACUCUAUUGGCAGGACUCGCAGAGCUUUGUAAGCACAAACCAGCGGAUCCCUUUAUUUGGCUAGCUGAUUGGUUGCUUACAAAUAAUCCCAACAAACCUCGACUCUUUCAGCGAGAACUUAUGGAAGAGGCUAAUGAAGACAAAACAUACUGAAGAAUGGAUCAGGCCCUAUCCUAUUAUUAUAAAAGACUUUUAUUCUAUUCACCUUUUGGUUAACAUA
Messenger RNA from Gracilinanus agilis (Agile Gracile Mouse Opossum), 721 nucleotides. It is a transcript of the gene NME5, whose product is annotated as NME/NM23 family member 5. Gene Ontology annotation, biological process: UTP biosynthetic process; spermatid differentiation; negative regulation of oxidative stress-induced intrinsic apoptotic signaling pathway. Gene Ontology annotation, molecular function: nucleoside diphosphate kinase activity. Bases 1 to 654 code for a protein of 217 amino acids. The record is from RefSeq and is a predicted model, not a curated record. NCBI's taxonomy places the organism in Eukaryota, Metazoa, Chordata, Mammalia, Didelphimorphia, Didelphidae. The transcript has 5 exons.